Papilio xuthus (Asian swallowtail) is the source of this 954-nucleotide messenger RNA. RefSeq lists its product as uncharacterized. The coding region runs from base 1 to 954 and encodes 317 amino acids. Gene Ontology annotation, biological process: DNA integration. Gene Ontology annotation, molecular function: nucleic acid binding. Lineage: Eukaryota; Metazoa; Arthropoda; Insecta; Lepidoptera; Papilionidae. The transcript has a single exon. The record is from RefSeq and is a predicted model, not a curated record.
AUGGGCCAAUUACCAGAGGCGAGAGUAACGCCUAGCCGUCCUUUCCUACGAAGUGGAGUGGACUAUGCUGGCCCUAUCAAUAUUCGUCCUACUAAAGGUCGUGGUUAUCACUCCACGAAGGGCUAUAUCUGCCUGUUUGUCUGCAUGGCUACGAAGGCAAUCCAUCUGGAAGUCGUCAGCGACAUGACGGCUCAAAGCUUUUUAGCUGCAUUUAAGCGCUUCGUAGCCAGGCGAGGACAUGUCGCAGAGAUCUGGAAUGACAACGGGACCACCUUCGUUGGCAGCGCUAAGGAACUGAAGGCAUUAUUCAACGCAGAAAGGUCUACCAUAGCACCUGAAAUUGCCGAGUGGUGUGCUACAAACAGUACAGGGUGGCACUUCAUUCCUCCGCAUUCUCCGAAUUUUGGAGGACUGUGGGAAGCAGGAGUAAAGUCCACCAAGCACCAUCUCCGUAGAAUAGUAGGCAAUAGCACACUGACGUUCGAGGAGAUGACAACUUUGUUGUCUCAAAUUGAAGCCUGCUUAAAUUCGAGGCCAAUCUCUCAGUUACCGACAUACCCGGAUGAUCCAUAUCCACUGACUCCUGGUCAUUUUUUGGUGGGGGAACCACUAGUCGUUGUUCCCGAUAGAAAUUAUGAAGACACAAAUAUUUCCUCAUUGAAGAGGUGGCAUCUCACGCAGCGCAUGCUUCAGGAUUUUUGGCGCAAAUGGUCACAGGAGUAUCUUACUCAGUUACAGCAUCGCUACAAAUGGACGGAUCAGGUCGCGGCACCCAAGAUAGGCGAUGUCAUACUUGUUCGCGAAGAUGACCUUCCGCCGGCAAAGUGGCUUUUUGGUGUAAUAACUGAGAAGCAUACUGGUUUGGACGGCCUUACGCGGGUUGUCAGCGUAAGAUGCAAGGGCAGUGUCAUAAAAAGACCAUUGUCAAAAUUAGUUGUGUUACCUGUUGCUUAA